Molecule: messenger RNA, 213 nt
Organism: Mytilinidion resinicola
Lineage: Eukaryota; Fungi; Ascomycota; Dothideomycetes; Mytilinidiales; Mytilinidiaceae
Product: LSM domain-containing protein
Exons: 3
Coding region: 1-213 (70 amino acids)
Biological process (GO): mRNA splicing, via spliceosome
Cellular component (GO): U12-type spliceosomal complex; U2 snRNP; U2-type prespliceosome
Molecular function (GO): RNA binding
Source: RefSeq, a predicted model, not a curated record
AUGCCGCAAGCUCAACCGGAGCUAAAGAAAUACCUCGACAGGCAUCUCUUCGUCCAACUGAGCGGCAGCCGGAAGGUCAUAGGAGUGUUGCGCGGCUACGAUGUCUUCCUCAACAUAGUUCUAAACGAAGCCGUGGAGGAGGAAGAGGGCGGGGAGAAAGUGACAAUCGGCAUGGUGGUAGAUUACACACACCUCGUGAGGGUUCAUCGCUAA